AGGCUUAGCUGUCCAUAUAAUGUCAGAAGGUCUAGUGACGGCGCUGAAGGGACAUGGUAGCUGCCAGCAGAGCAAGAACAGAAUAUCGUAGCUCCCACUGCCCCGCCAGCAUCAGAAGCAGCAUCAUUGACGUUGUGUGUGUGUGAUUUCCAUCACCCGAUGUAGUGGUUGUAGCAGUGUUUUGCCUGCUUUGUCACUGACCAAUGCUCUCCCCGUGAGAACGGCCGGGCAGUAUCCAUUCGCUGACAGGAGAACGACAGAGGGACAUCUCUGGCAGACGACAGCAGGAGAGAAAAGGCGCCCAGCUUUAUUCCUACAGAGUGGGCAGUCCUCGCAGGUCCUGACGCUACUGGUGCUUCGGACUAGACUGAUGGGUAAUCAAAGACCAACUUUGGAUACUUCAUAUUCUAGCAGAGUAGUCAUCUGAAGAGGACAAGAUAUGUCAGGCCAUCCAAGCAUGCAGGCUAUGACACAUAGACCCACAGCAGCACCACAGUCUGACCACCAUCACCACUGCCAGCCACAGCCACAGCAGACGUAUCACGUGACUGGUCAAGCACCGCCUCCCCCCUCGCAUCAUGGCCACAGAGUUGACCCGGUUUCGUCAGGCGGCGACCUGGACUAUGCCCCGCCGCGUAAGAUGGCGCGUCCCUGUCGGCCCGCAUCUCCACUUCUGGGUGAGGACACUAUGUCGGCAGCCGUCGGCAGCAGCACAGCGAGCAGGCAAAUGCAUAGACAGCCCAAAAGAUCAGACAUCUUGUCAAGUGGUUCUGGCGACUCACAGUCUGCUUCUGGCGCCGGCGCGGGCGCAGGCGCGGGCGGAGGAGGCACAGGAGGAGGAGGUGGUGGUGGCUCUACUGGGGAUAGCAACAAGAAGCCGGUGAAAAGACCAAUGUUCUCCAAAGAGGUGACAGCUACGCUUAGAGAAUGGCUAAUGGCAAAUCUGCAGCAUCCAUUUCCGACGGAAGACCAGAAACGUGAAUUGAUGGCACGGACCGACCUCUCACUCCUUCAGAUCAAUAAUUGGUUCAUCAAUGCAAGAAGAAGAACAGUUCAGCCUCUCAUCGAUGAGCAGAAUCGCCGCUACAUGCAGUCCAGGGAAUUCUCGGCUCUGUCUCAUUACCACCACCACCAUCACCAGCCACCACCACCGCUGACAAUACCACGCCUAGCUGGCCCAAGCGGAGUAGCUGGGGAUUAUGGUGUGGUGGCUGCCCCUCCAGGCGCCUGGGUACAGGGUGUUCAUUUCGACCCGCAAAGCCCCAGCGCUGCGGCCGUUACAGCAGCCAGCGGUCCUGUGUUGUUGCACCACCACACGGCAGCCACCAUGGUCGCACAGCCACCACGCCAACACCACCCGCCGCAUCAGCAGCAGCACCAUGCUCAUCCGCAUGCACACCAACAGGGCAUGGUCCUGGCAGCAAGUUCCCUGCAGCCGACCAGCCUGGGGGAGAGUUCGUCGGAACUGUCCCUGGGGACGGCCCUGCCCACUCCGCCCUCACUCACCAGCAAUCCAUCCCUGUCCCCAAUCACUGUUCCGGGUUAUCAAAUGUCAUCUGGGCACAUGCCUUCGACCAUCGUCACCCACAGUCCCACGGGACCAGCAAGGAGUUCACCGUAUCAGAGUAAUCGUGGCAGCACGUUUCACCUCCAGGCAGCCGACAGCGGAAAUGUGUAUGUCCCUGGUGCAGCCGGCGGCCAAACUAUCCUCGCAGCCACGCACACCGCUAAUCCCCACGUACCAACGCAAAUCUCACCUCUCACGACUCCGCCAUCCACCGCACCAACAUUCUACACUUUCAACCAUCCGACAUCUCCGUACACCUCAGUGCAGCAGCAACAGCAGCAGCAGCAGUCUCAGCAGUAG
Sycon ciliatum is the source of this 1867-nucleotide messenger RNA. RefSeq names its product homeobox protein unc-62-like. The coding region runs from base 440 to 1867 and encodes 475 amino acids. Gene Ontology annotation, molecular function: RNA polymerase II cis-regulatory region sequence-specific DNA binding. NCBI's taxonomy places the organism in Eukaryota, Metazoa, Porifera, Calcarea, Leucosolenida, Sycettidae. The record is from RefSeq and is a predicted model, not a curated record. Gene Ontology annotation, biological process: regulation of transcription by RNA polymerase II. The transcript is spliced from 6 exons.